Messenger RNA from Poeciliopsis prolifica (blackstripe livebearer), 1463 nucleotides. RefSeq names its product hippocalcin-like 1 (gene hpcal1). The record is from RefSeq and is a predicted model, not a curated record. The transcript is spliced from 4 exons. NCBI's taxonomy places the organism in Eukaryota, Metazoa, Chordata, Actinopteri, Cyprinodontiformes, Poeciliidae. Bases 510 to 1091 code for a protein of 193 amino acids. Gene Ontology annotation, molecular function: calcium ion binding.
UGUAAGAAUAUUUACACGGUUUCAGCAGCCAUUGGGAAUCGGUUUUAAUUGUUUUCUGGAAGAAAAAAAAGCCCCCCCUUCGGUGUCAAUUUGGUGGAGUCGGAUGAAAACCGAGCUGUGCGUGAGUGUGCGUGCGCCACAUCUUCCACUAAAUGAUAAAAGCCACUUCAAACUGCCGGGGACCGAGCUUAAACAGAGGCGUUCAAGUCCAUGCAGACCAAACUCGGCUUUUCUCUGUUACUUCCCGCUGAGGCCGCACAGACUCAGUGGAGCGUCGUGUGUUUUUGGCUUUUUGCUUUUUCUUUAAACCGUUACAAGUUGACGCGUAAGUUCGGCUGCCUGCAGCGGGAUAAAGUGGACUGUUUCCUAACGAGGAGCCGAACCUGUACAGAGGAGCAGAGGAAGUGGAGCAGCCUUUGACGUGGGGCGCAGUAGUGCGGCUUGAGUAGAGACACUUAGAAGAGAAGGUAGAAACGCCAGCUCGGCUGUCCGCCUCGGAGCGCUGCAUCAUGGGGAAGCAGAACAGUAAACUGCGACCUGAGGUCCUGAACGACCUGAGGGAGAACACAGAGUUCACCGACCACGAGCUGCAGGAGUGGUACCGAGGCUUCCUGAAGGACUGUCCCACCGGCCACCUGACAGUGGAGGAGUUCAAGAAGAUCUACGCCAACUUCUUCCCGUAUGGCGACGCCUCAAAGUUUGCGGAGCACGUGUUUCGUACGUUUGACACAAACAGCGACGCCACCAUAGACUUCCGGGAGUUCAUCAUAGCUUUGAGUGUGACAUCACGUGGCGGGCUGGAGCAGAAGCUGCGCUGGGCCUUCAGCAUGUAUGAUCUGGACGGGAAUGGUUACAUCAGUCGGGCGGAAAUGCUAGAGAUAGUUCAGGCCAUCUACAAGAUGGUGUCAUCAGUAAUGAAGAUGCCAGAGGAUGAGUCGACGCCAGAGAAAAGAACGGAUAAGAUCUUCAGACAGAUGGACAUCGACAAUGAUGGUAGAUUGUCUUUGGAGGAGUUCAUUAAAGGUGCCAAAAGCGACCCGUCCAUCGUCAGACUGCUGCAGUCGGAUCAGGGAACCUCCCGCCAGUUCUGAGGAUACAGAGAAAUCCACUCUGCUGCAUGAGAAAAACCUACCACAUAAAUUCAGCUUUACACCAUUCCUUACCUCCCCUUUUUAGCUAACACUCUUGUUUACAUUUAUGUGUCUUCUCUCUGGAGCCGUUUUGAGUAUUUUUUUGUGCUUUUCCUAAACCUUUCCCAUUUAGCCUUUUUGUUUAAUUUAAGUGCCAUAUAAGUAUAUUGACUGGAUUCAAAGGUUAAAGUGUUAUGGCUACCAUUACAUUACAAAAGGAAACUAAUUAAAUGACUUAAGAGUUUGAUUCAACUGUGGCUUAUUGUGGUUUAAGAGAACAGAUGCUUACAAAGGUCUGUAUGCCUUGAUAUAGCAUGGCUCACUUAUUUGUAU